AUGAACAACCCUUUUAGAAGAUCGUCCCAGCUGAGCGACGAUGACCCCUUCGACGUCCCAGAGAACUACUACGGUGCCGACACCGAUCCCGCCCAGGCGCCCAAGAACUCCCGUUUUGGCCGGGUCAGGACGUUUUCUGUGUUUGAAUCAAAGACCAACCGUUUGAACAUGUUGCUGCCUAACGCUUCCCAGUCUUCUACUGAGGACGGCUUGGAUGACCAGCAAUCUCUGGAAUCCUCUCCGACGCCUCCUCCGCCUCGCGUGGACUCGCUCAGAAGAGGCCUGAUUGUGCCUAUCUACCACGAUACCAUCAGCACGGACUCCUUGGGUGGCACCACCAAACCCGUGGAGACUAGAGCUCCGCUUACUCAGCGUAGAGCGUCGCUUGACUCCUCCAUCAUGGCGCCAAAGAAGUUCUACAUCAACGAUAUCGAUUUGACCCUCAGGGAGCUCUUGCAGAACGAGGACACAGACCACAACUUCCAGAUCACGAUCGAGGACCUGGGGCCCAAGGUUUUGAACCUCGGAACGGUCAACUCCAACGGCUACAACCAGUUCGCCGUGAGGGGAAACUACCAGCUCUCCAACUUGCUUCAGGAGCUCACCAUCGCCAAGCGGUUUGGCCGGAACCAGAUGAUCUUGGACGAGCAGCGUCUUUGCGAGAACCCCGUUCGCCGUAUGAAACGUCUUAUCCUGACCCAAUUCUGGAGAGCUCUCACCAGAAAGAUCACGAGGGAGAAUAUCGUGGAUAUGGCCAGAGACACCAAGAUCGUGGAGGAGUACACCAACGAGAAGGGCGAACUCGUGAGAAAUGCAGAGUCCGUGAGGUUGUAUGUGCCCCACGACAGGCCUGACCAGUACAAGUACUUCAGCUCGAUUAAGGAGGAGCACCCUGACAUCACUUUGGACGUGCAAUAUCUCCCCAAGAAGAUAGACGCUACUUACAUCAAGUCGAUCAACAAGAAGCCCGGCCUUUUGGCCUUGGAAGCGAAAACCGCCAAAGACGGCGAGCUACUCAACGAGCCUUACGUGGUUCCCGGUGGCAGAUUCAACGAGCUUUACGGCUGGGACUCCUACAUGAUCGUGUUGGGUCUUCUCUUAGACGCCACUCCCGAAAACCAGACAAACUUGCAGUUGUCUCGCGGCAUGACCGAGAACUUCAUCUACGAAAUCAACUACUACAACAAGAUAUUGAACGCAAACCGGUCGUACUACUUGGGCCGCUCGCAGCCACCCUUCUUGACCGACAUGGCUCUUAGGGUCUUCGACAAGACGCUUGAGAUCAACCCAGGAAGCAGCGAAGACGCCUUGGAUUUCCUUGAGAGGGCCGCUAUUGCCGCAAUCAAGGAAUAUGAGACUGUCUGGUGCUGCACACCCCGUCUCGACGAACGCACUGGUCUCUCAUGCUACCAUCCUGAAGGUGAAGGUAUUCCCCCAGAGACCGAGGCCUCCCAUUUCAAUGCCAUUCUUGCACCAUACGUGAAGAAGCAUAACGUAACACAGUCAGAGUUCAUCGAGAUGUACAACAACAAAAAGAUCGAGGAGCCUGUCUUGGACGAGUACUUCUUACAUGAUCGAGCAGUUCGUGAGUCGGGCCACGACACUUCCUACCGUUUGGAAGGCAAGGCAGCUUACUUGGCGACAGUUGACUUGAACUCUUUGAUCUACAAGUACGAGGUGGACAUUGCGCAUAUUAUAGAAACCCACUUUGGCGGCAAGUUGCUUGAUCCACGUACGGGUGAGACCAACACUACUGCUCAGUGGCAGGAGAGGGCAGCCCUUCGCCAGCAGAGAAUGACCAAGUACUUGUGGAACGAGGAUGAUUCGAUGUUCUACGACUACCACAUCAAGGAGCAGCAGCAAAGCAAGUAUGAGCUGGCCACCUGUUUCUGGCCGUUGUACUCUGGUGCUGCCACAGAGGCUCAAGCAGAUAAACUUGUGCGUAACUCUCUCCACAAGUUCGAAGAAGACGGAGGACUUGUGUCUGGUACAUUGCGUUCUCGUGGAGAGGUGAACAUCGACAGACCCUCGCGGCAGUGGGACUAUCCUUUCGGCUGGGCACCUCAGCAAAUGUUGGCUUGGAUUGGAUUGACAAACUAUAAUUACAACGGCGCUGCUCGACGUCUUGCCUAUCGUUGGCUCUACAUGAUGACUCGAGCAUUUGUGGACUACAACGGUGUUGUUGUCGAGAAGUACAAUGUGCUUGAAGGAGCCGUUCCCCAUCGUGUUGAUGCAGAGUACGGCAAUCAGGGAGCUGACUUCAAAGGUGUCGCUACAGAAGGUUUUGGCUGGGUCAAUGCCAGUUACCUCUUUGGUCUCACCUUCAUGAACUUGCAGGCACAAAGAAGUCUCGGUGCAUUGAUCCCUCCCGAUGUUUUCUUCAAGAACCUCACCGAGUCCCAGAAAGAGCUCUACACAUAA
Messenger RNA from Candidozyma duobushaemuli, 2421 nucleotides. RefSeq names its product alpha,alpha-trehalase NTH1 (gene NTH1). Bases 1 to 2421 code for a protein of 806 amino acids. The record is from RefSeq and is a predicted model, not a curated record. Gene Ontology annotation, cellular component: cytoplasm. NCBI's taxonomy places the organism in Eukaryota, Fungi, Ascomycota, Pichiomycetes, Serinales, Metschnikowiaceae. Gene Ontology annotation, molecular function: alpha,alpha-trehalase activity; calcium ion binding. Gene Ontology annotation, biological process: trehalose catabolic process. The transcript has a single exon.